Messenger RNA from Ilex paraguariensis (yerba mate), 657 nucleotides. The record is from the annotation of a GenBank genome assembly. Lineage: Eukaryota; Viridiplantae; Streptophyta; Magnoliopsida; Aquifoliales; Aquifoliaceae.
AUGGCCCCCUCUUCGCUUUCUCUCUCCAAACCCACCUCCAACAAGAGAUCCUCAACCUCCACCACUCACCAAUCCAACAACGCUAACCCUAAUUCCCCAAAUUGCUCCUCUCUCCUCUGCAGACACUCCCCAUCAGCCACCCUCGACAUCCUCAUCCUCAUUCUCGUCCUCUUCUCUGUCACCUUCUUGAUUUCCUCCUACUUUUCCUACAUCUUCAAGUCCCUUUCUCUGCUCUUGCCUACGCUUUCUUUUUCUACAGUUUGGAAUGUUUUGUGCGAUACCCAGAUUGUUUACUACACAUGUUUCUCUCUCUUCUUUAUCACUGUUUUGAUUUCGAUUGAGAUAUGUUGUGGGUACAGGUCGAAGAAGUGUGGGAAAGUGGGUUGUAAGGGGUUGAAAAAGUCGAUGGAGUUCGAUUUGAGGCUGCAGAGUGAGGAGUGUUUGAGAUCUGGAGCUAAGGAAGUGAAGGAGAUAGAUGAAUUGCCUUGGAAAGGUGGGAGUGAGGAGAAUCCUGAUUAUGAGUGCUUGCGCGCAGAGUUGAGGAAGAUGGCGUGGCCCAAUGGACGGGCAGUUCUGCUUUUCAUGGCGAAGUGUGGGUGCCCAGUUUCUAAGCUUGAAGGGUGGGGGCCGAAACGCCGGCGUCGGCACAAGAAGUGA